Messenger RNA from Penicillium pulvis, 1942 nucleotides. RefSeq names its product putative ABC transporter. NCBI's taxonomy places the organism in Eukaryota, Fungi, Ascomycota, Eurotiomycetes, Eurotiales, Aspergillaceae. Gene Ontology annotation, molecular function: ATP binding; ATP hydrolysis activity; ABC-type transporter activity. The transcript has 8 exons. Bases 1 to 1902 code for a protein of 633 amino acids. Gene Ontology annotation, cellular component: membrane. The record is from RefSeq and is a predicted model, not a curated record.
AUGGAUAGCGAUGCUCCGGAUUCCAAUGCGGGCUCUCCGGACCUAGACCUGGAGCGCAAUGAGGCCCGCGGCUUCUUGAUGAAUGGGUCUGUGUCGCAGUUCUCGUGGAGUGGACUCAAUGUUACUGUAAAGGAUCGCCAGACGAAGCAACCGCGUGAUCUGAUUCAUGAUAUUAGUGGUGAUGUGCGACAGGGAGAGCUGGUAGCUUUGAUGGGUCCUUCGGGGUGUGGAAAGACAACAUUGCUGAACGUGCUGGCUCGGAGGCCUGCUACUUCCGGUGCGAAAGUGACUGGGGAGACCUAUGUCAAUGGAGCCACGGUUGAGUCGAGUGCGUUUGGUCGCAUGACUUCGUAUGUUGAGCAGGAGGAUGCGUUGAUCGGGUCGAUGACUGUGCGUGAGACGUUGAAGUUUGCGGCCGAUUUGUCGUUGCCUAGCUCGGUGUCAAAGCGCCAACGGAUGGAACGAAUUCGGACUCUCCUCGAGGCGUUUGGCAUCCAGAAGCAGGCAGACUCGCUGAUUGGAACUCCGAUUAGGAAGGGGAUUAGUGGUGGUCAGAAGCGGCGUGUUAGCGUGGCGAGCCAGCUGAUCACCUGUCCUAAAAUUUUGUUUCUGGAUGAACCGACCAGCGGCUUGGACUCGACUGCGAGUUACGAGGUUAUUUCAUAUGUAAAGGAGCUGGCGAGGGAAAGCAAUAUCAUCAUCAUCGCUAGUAUCCACCAGCCUUCGACGACAACGUUCCAGCUAUUCGAUAAGCUACUUCUCCUUUCGGGCGGACGCACAUGUUUCUUCGGUCCCGUUUUGAAUAUCGGCGAUUACUUCCGAGACAUUGGCCAUCCUAUCCCGGGCAAUACCAACCCGGCGGAGUUCCUUCUUGACAUCGUGAGCUCGGACUUCAGUGCUUUGACUGAUGAUGCGGAUGUUCGAGUACAGCAGAUUCAGUCUGCUUGGAAGGAGUCUUCUGAGAUACAGGCUGUGACUCAGAAGAUAUCUGAGAGGUCUCAUAUGGAGGAGAAGGGCCUGGCAGUUGGCGGGGAUGAUCUGGCUCGGGCGGGAGUUUUCAAGAUCAUCAUGACACUGCUCCAUCGGUCAUUCAUCAAGAGUUACCGGGAUGUGGUUGCCUAUGGAAUCCGUAUUGUGAUGUAUCUUGGUCUUGCGAUCAUGAUGGGAACGGUGUGGUUACGCUUACAUCCAUCUCAGGAUUAUAUCCAGCCUUUCAUCAAUGCAAUCUUCUUCGGAUCGGCUUUCAUGUCUUUCAUGGCUGUGGCAUAUGUCCCAGCCUUCCUCGAAGACCGAGCAAAUUUCGCCAAAGAACGAGCCAACGGACUAUAUGGCGCAACGCCAUUCAUGAUCUCGAACUUCCUCAUCGGACUACCCUUCUUGUUCCUGAUCGCAAUCCUCUUCUCGAUUAUAUCAUACUGGCUCUCCAACUUCCAACCCACGGCCGUGGCCUUCUUCACCUGGGUGAUGUGGCUGUUCCUCGAUCUUCUCGCCGCCGAGUCCUUGGUUGUAUUUGUCAGUGCGAUCUUCCCAAAUUUCGUCAUUGCUCUCGCGCUAGUUGCUUUCGCAAAUGGGCUCUGGAUGAGUGUGGGCGGGUUCUUGGUAACACCGACGAUCCUCAAUCCUUUCUGGAAAUAUGUGUUCCACUACAUCGACUAUCAGGCUUAUGUGUUUCAGGGAAUGAUGGUGAAUGAGUUUUCCGAGAGGAUUUACUCGUGCGGUGAUGGGUGCCAGUGUCUGUAUGAUACGGACUUGGCGUCGCAGUGCCAGAUUCGUGGGAGUGCUGUUUUGGAGACUUAUGGGUAUGCCACUGGCCGCACAGGAAAAUGGGUUGGCAUUCUUAUUGGUAUCAUUGCUGUAUAUAGACUGUUUGGCUGGAUUGCUUUGCAAGUGCGUAAGAAUUAAGGCUGCCCAUGGCAGGGGCAAGGAGGACCAGUACAUAGGG